AGAAGGGCUCCAGAGGACGGAAACAGUGACAAUCACAGAUCUAAGAACUGGACCUGCUAGGGCAUGUGGAUGCUGUCGCUUUUCUUCUGAUUCCUCAGAGGGCUAGUGUGUGGCCUUGUCCCUGAGGAACAUACAAAUCCAGGAAGAAGCCAGGGGUUGGGGAGGAGGACCCUCCCCUGAUGCCCCUACUGGCUAGCUGGGUUCCCUAGAAAGGGCUGACCUGGUGGAAGCAAGAUUGCACCAGUGAGGAGCAUUCCUGAGUUGUUGGGUGGAAUUGGGCCUGCCGCUUCUGGAAGGCUCCUUGUCUUCUAGGACAGGUUCAGAGUACAGUUGUGCGUUGGGGACUAGUAACAAACAUGGCCAAUGAAAAUUCUGUCCUAGUCAGAAUAUAUUGAGGGCUGUAUGCUUGUCCUUAGGGCACUUUUCUGUUUCCCAUCUGAUUACUUCUCUUGAAACCCUUAAAGCAUUCGUGCAUCCUCGGGGUUUUUUUACUUGUUUUUGAACACUAUUCUGGGGUUCCACAUGAAGCUUUCUGUGUUAUCCCAUCUUCCAGGAGUCCUGUGACCCCUGCACUGAGGGACUCCUGUGGGCUCAGUGCUGGGGACACAGUGGUGAAAAGGCAAGGUCAUGCCUCUGGAGCUUCCAUCCCACUGGAGGCUAGACAGAGGCACUGCUGCUGGGUUUGGUGCCCGAGCUGACUCGGUUGGUGACAGCAUGACAAGUGAGGUGAUAGAAGAUGAGAAACAGUUCUAUUCAAAGGCCAAGACGUACUGGAAGGAAGUCCCGCCCACAGUGGACGGCAUGCUCGGGGGGUAUGGCCACAUCUCCAGCAUCGACAUCAGCAGCUCCCGGAAGUUCCUGCAGAGGUUUUUGAGGGAAGGCCCAAACAAGACGGGCACCUCCUGUGCCCUGGACUGUGGAGCCGGCAUAGGCAGGAUCACCAAGAGGCUGCUGCUGCCGCUCUUUGGAGUGGUAGACAUGGUGGACGUGACAGAAGAUUUUCUGGUUAAAGCCAAGACGUAUCUGGGGGAAGAGGGCAAGAGGGUGAGGAACUACUUCUGCUGCGGCCUCCAGGACUUCAGCCCCGAGCCGAACUCCUACGAUGUCAUCUGGAUCCAGUGGGUGAUAGGCCACCUGACUGAUCAGCACCUGGCUGAGUUCCUGCGGCGCUGCAAGCAGGGCCUGCGCCCCAAUGGCAUCAUUGUCAUCAAAGACAACAUGGCCCAGGAGGGUGUGAUCCUGGAUGAUGUGGACAGCAGUGUGUGCCGGGACCUUGACGUGGUCCACAGGAUCGUCCGCAGUGCAGGCCUCAGCCUCCUAGCCCAGGAGCGCCAGGAGAACCUCCCUGAUGAGAUCUACCACGUCUACAGCUUAGCCCUGAGAUGAGCGGGGGCUGGCAGGAAAAAGGGACCAGUGUGGGGUGGGGACUGGCAGCCGGGCAAGACCCAGAGGCUCCAUGACGAUGGUUUGGGAGUGUUGAGCAAGACCGCUAAAUAUACCUGUCUGCCGUCCAUCACUAGACUCUUUUUCAAAAGACAUAAUGGGACCCAGUGAGGAAGGGUGCCCCUGAACGGAGCAGUGAGGCUGGAGCCUGGCUCUGCUGCUUCUCUGGGCAGUGCAGACUCGCGUGACUUCAGGGCCCCUGGUGCUCCCCACUGGGAAUAGUGAUCCCAUCAGAAGUGGAGAUUCCCUGGAUCUCCCUUCUACCAUCUGGCCUUCCAGCUGUAGGCCUGGCUGCCUUAAGAGGAAGAGAACUCUUGGUCAUAGAGGACUUUUUUCCCUUGGGGGGAGGAGAGGAGUCGGGCCUGGAGCUGGCACUGUCACCCUGUUGCUACGGCGAGCCUGGGCAGGCCUGCUACCUCCUGCAGCUGCAGGGGAUGUUUGCUUUCUGAGGCCUGUGUGAUGGAGCCCUGGUGUCCCUAAUGUGAUCGUUACAAGUCUGCAGCCUCACUCCUGGCUGGGCCUGGCAGCUCCUCCUCGGUGAGCACUUUCAGUCAGAAAAUAAAUGGGUGAAUCCUGUAAUGGGAAGGCCCUAGCCAGUG
Molecule: messenger RNA, 2042 nt
Organism: Nyctereutes procyonoides (raccoon dog)
Lineage: Eukaryota; Metazoa; Chordata; Mammalia; Carnivora; Canidae
Gene: NTMT1
Product: N-terminal Xaa-Pro-Lys N-methyltransferase 1
Exons: 4
Coding region: 628-1386 (252 amino acids)
Cellular component (GO): cytoplasm
Molecular function (GO): N-terminal protein N-methyltransferase activity
Source: RefSeq, a predicted model, not a curated record